Molecule: messenger RNA, 784 nt
Organism: Pungitius pungitius (ninespine stickleback)
Lineage: Eukaryota; Metazoa; Chordata; Actinopteri; Perciformes; Gasterosteidae
Product: isotocin-neurophysin IT 1-like
Exons: 4
Coding region: 78-548 (156 amino acids)
Cellular component (GO): extracellular region; secretory granule
Molecular function (GO): neurohypophyseal hormone activity
Source: RefSeq, a predicted model, not a curated record
CACAAGGAGCAUUAGGAGCAUCUGAGACACUUCAAAUCUACCGCGCCGACAUCAAGAGAGUGAGCAAAAAAACAGAAAUGACUGGAGCUGCUGUGUCUGUGUGCCUAUUUUCUCUGCUGUCUGUAUGUUCCGCUUGUUACAUCUCUAACUGUCCUAUCGGUGGAAAGAGGUCCAUCAUGGAUGCACCUUUGCGAAAGUGCAUGUCUUGUGGCCCCGGAGACAGGGGCCGCUGCUUCGGCCCCAGUAUCUGCUGCGGGGAGGGCCUCGGCUGCCUGCUGGGCUCCCCGGAAACGGCUCGCUGCGGGGAGGAGAACUACCUGCUCACCCCCUGCCGGGCAGGCGGGAGACCCUGCGGGUCCGACGGGGGGCGCUGCGCUGCUUCGGGCGUCUGCUGUGAUUCAGAAAGCUGCACCACAGACCAGUCCUGCCUCGUGGAUGAGGAAGGAGACGAGCAGACCGGUCCAUUCGAUGGCAGCGACCCCGGUGACAUCAUCCUCAGGAUCCUGCAUCUGGCUGGGCUCAAUUCUCCUCAUCGAGUUCACCAAUGAGCGGCCGCCGGCAGCGAGGUCUGAUGGGAAACUCCUCGGGCCGCAGAGACGACGCGGGACUCGUACUUGAAGUUCAUAUAGUUGUUCCUCUAUGUUUGUCAUUGCUCUGUUGCCUGGCGUACUUGUGAGUGCCUUCUGUCGACAUAUUUUUUAUGUAUUAAAAGAAGGAUGGAUAUUGAUCGUGGUUGUCCACAUACCUGCAUGCUGAAAUAAAGUUUUGAGAGGUUAUAAUAAAA